CCGGGCAGCUGGGAGACCUAGGACCACCUGUGUGCACCUGUGGGACGGGCUCUUGAGUGCUGGUGCCUACCUACGUGUUCCCCAGAGUGUCAAAGGACCUUCCUGUUCUAGCUAGUUAAGAAGGCGGCGUAGCCCCUAAUUUGGGGGAAAUCCUCAAAAAUUCAAACCCCGGACAAAGUUCACUCACCCACCUCCCCCUGAGCAUCCCACUCUCCUCCUCUUUCUUGAUUCCCCUAAAUCAAAGUCAGGCUUGAGCUGACUUUUAGUCUCGAAAGCAGACGGGCAGAAGAAACUCGAACCCGGACUCGGGAAGAAAAGCUUGGCAAAGCUCCACACUAAGGGGACGCAAGAGACCGUGAGGUGAGGGGAAAGUGUUUCAACAGGAACUAAGGGUGCCGAGGAACCUCUGCUGACUUUAAGGCCGCCGCAGUCACAGGCUUUCAGCCCAGAGCUCUGUCCCCUUUAGCCAUCGCCAUGUCCUCCCCUGCGAACGUCUCUGCCAUUGUGGCACCCGGGAACCAGCCGGGUCAUCUCCCUCCCGUGACAAUUCCAGCGGUGAUGUUCAUCUUCGGCGUGGUGGGCAACCUGAUAGCUAUUGUGGUGCUGUGCAAAUCUCGAAAGGAGCAAAAAGAGACGACCUUCUACACGUUGGUCUGCGGCCUGGCAGUCACCGAUCUGCUGGGCACAUCGCUGGUCAGCCCGGUCACCAUUGCUACCUAUGUGAAGGGAGAGUGGCCCGGGGGCGAGGGGUUGUGUGAAUACAGUACCUUCAUCCUUCUCUUCUUCGGCCUCUCCGGCCUCAGCAUCAUUUGCGCCAUGAGCAUCGAACGCUACCUGGCCAUCAACCACGCCUACUUUUAUAGCCACUACGUGGACAAGAAGCUGGCCGGUCUCACGCUCUUUGCAGUUUAUGUCUCCAACGUGCUCUUCUGCGCCCUGCCCAGCAUGGGGCUCGGGAGCUCCACGCGUCAAUUCCCUUACACUUGGUGCUUCAUAGAUUGGCGCACCAACGUGACCACUCACGCCGCCUUCUCCUACAUGUAUGCUGGCUUUAGCUCCUUCCUCAUCCUCGUUACGGUCCUCUGUAACGUGCUGGUCUGCAUGGCCCUCAUCCGAAUGCACCGACAGUUCGUGCGUCGUACGUCGCUGGGCACUGACAGCCACCACCAUGCUGCGGCUGCAGUGGUCUCCGCUGCCUCCUCCAGCCUGGCCUCCUGCUCCGCUGUCCCUAGGCUCAGUGAUUUUCGUAGACGCAGAAGCUUCCGCCGAAUUGCUGGGGCAGAGAUCCAGAUGGUCAUCUUACUCAUUGCAACGUCUUUGGUGGUGCUCAUCUGCUCCAUCCCUCUCGUGGUACGUGUCUUUGUGAACCAGCUAUACCAACCAGAAAUUGAGAAAGAUAUCAGCAAGAACCUUGACCUGCAGGCUAUCCGAAUUGCUUCAGUGAACCCUAUUCUAGACCCUUGGAUCUACAUCCUUCUCCGAAAAACAGUGCUCAGUAAAGCAAUAGAGAAAAUCAAAUGCCUUUUUUGUCGCAUUGGUGGGGGUCACAGAGAACGAUCAGGGGGCAACUUUAACUGCACAGAAGGCCACAGGACAUCUGCUAUGUCCAGCCACUCAAGGUCGUUCAUUUCCCGGGAGUUGAAGGAGAUCAGCAGCACCUCCCAGACUCUCCUUUAUAUGCCAGAACUCAGUGAAUCUGGCAUUGGUGGUCGUAAUUUGUUGCCAGGAGCUGGGCCUGGGCUACCCCCAUCAGAUACCACCUCGCUAAGGACUAUGCGGAGCUCAGAGACUUCAGAUUCCUCCCAGGGGCAAGACUCAGAGAGUGUGAUAUUGGUGGAUGAAGCUGGUGGAAACAGUAGGGUAGCAGGACCUGCACAUAAGGGAGGCUCCCUGCAAGUCACUUUCCCUAAUGAAAUAUUAAACUUUUCAGAAAAGUGUAUAUAGUGGGUAUAGAAUAAAUAACCAUGCUGUUUCCAGGUCCAGUGUACUAGACACAUCCAAGAGGGAUUUGGUCGGGCUCUGAAGGGCUGUUUUUGUCUUGCCACCCUCUCCAGAGCAAAGCACCCACUCCUGACUAUUGAUCAGGUAUGUCCCUCGGACGCCAGACACUCAGUGCCGUGGCUGUGACGUGUCCGUGACCUAGGAUCGCUCCUAGGACUUGAUGUCUGGAAGAAUCCACUCGUUGCCACACUCAAGAUGGUAGAUGUUAUUCCUUUGGUAUCAGGAAGUUAAUAUCUGACACUGAGCAAUGGGUCAGAUCCUAAGAAGGCUCUGUUCAGAUAAAAUACAAGGACUGUUUGGUAGACGAUUUCAGUGUCUCUCUAAAGCAUGAAAAUGUGAAUUUUUAUUGCUGUAUAUAUCAUGAUUGAAAGUAUUUAAAGUAUUUUCUUCUCCAUGAGAAGGUUUUAUUAUUAAUACAAGGUAUGAUGGAAGAAUUGCAUACACUUUCCUCCCAAUAUUACCUGCUGAUGUUAUAGAUGCUACAGGUGUAUGAUUUAUUUUUCUCAAGGCACGUUCAGGCCAAGCUGUGAUUGGUUGAUUGAUGGAACCAGUAGAUCUGAAAUUUUAAUGAGAACUUUUAGUAGUAUCAGAUGAGUAAAAAAAAAAAAAAAAGUAGUGAUUGGGCUAUAAUUUUCUAAUUCUAAGUUCUAAAAGUUCUUUCCAAAGUAUGUACUAUACAUAUUAAAAGACAGAGAGAAAGGUAUGUUUGUCCUUCAAAGGAAAUCAUUCUUUUAGAAGAACCAAAUAUGCUGGCAAAUAUUUCCCCUUUAAGUCCCCACUGACACACUGAUUUUAGUAAUGUGCUAUGAAUCUACAUGUCUUUAAAUGAAUAACUCCCCAACUGAAGUGUAUAAUGUUAAAAAAAAUUCAGGUCUCUUGUUUUUAUUUUUCCAUCAAAAUGAUAUGUAUAUAUUUUCACCUAGUUGCCGGAAAAAAUCUAUGACAUUCAUUAAGUUUUGAGUGGAAAAUGAGUCACAUCAUUUAAGAAAAUUCCUAUUUGCCAUAUGUGGAAGGAUUGGAAGAUUUGGAUUUCCACAAGGCAGACAUGGAAGUAUAAUUGUAUAAGGAUUGCAGAAUGAGGUUCUUUCAGAAUCCACUUAUAACAACUUAUUAUAUCACACAUUAAUCCUGUACAGAAAUUUGGAGGAACCUUUUUUCAAAGAAAUAUUAAGCAUGUUCUGUUGCCUAAAGUGUUUUGUGAAUUGCUUUAUUGUAAUUAAAUUCUGAGCCUCUUAUUGGUACUGUUUGAGAA
Messenger RNA from Gracilinanus agilis (Agile Gracile Mouse Opossum), 3253 nucleotides. RefSeq names its product prostaglandin E receptor 4 (gene PTGER4). Gene Ontology annotation, cellular component: plasma membrane. Lineage: Eukaryota; Metazoa; Chordata; Mammalia; Didelphimorphia; Didelphidae. Bases 475 to 1944 code for a protein of 489 amino acids. The record is from RefSeq and is a predicted model, not a curated record. The transcript has 3 exons. Gene Ontology annotation, biological process: adenylate cyclase-activating G protein-coupled receptor signaling pathway; cellular response to prostaglandin E stimulus; inflammatory response. Gene Ontology annotation, molecular function: prostaglandin E receptor activity.